This is a messenger RNA of Clunio marinus, 330 nucleotides long. The record is from the annotation of a GenBank genome assembly. Lineage: Eukaryota; Metazoa; Arthropoda; Insecta; Diptera; Chironomidae.
AUGAAAAAGCACAGCAUUGUGAAGCAUAACUUUGAUUUUCAUUCGGACAAAAGAACUCAGGAUCCACUAAACAUUUCACACAUUCUUUUAUUUAAAACAUUUUGUCUGGUACCAAAAUCAAGAUUAACAAGAUCUCAUUGUUUUCGUUUCAAUAUGAAGGUUUACCAACUAUCCAGAUUAAGUUUCACAAUAGAUGAGAGAAGAAGACUAUUAAAGGCUCAUGAUGAUGAAUUGAGGUCGAAAUCGAUAUGGUUUUACACACUCAUCGGAUUUAUAUUCCCACCUCUCAUACAUACUUUAGAAAAACCACAGAGUUGUUUGUUUUUAUAG